AUGGCAUCGUGGUUAGAAUCUUUGUUCUCUCCAGUUAAGUGUUGGGUUAAUUCUUCUCAACGACUCCAAAACUACGGAUAUAUUUUGAGCAAUUAUAUGAAGGGUAUUGAAGCUGAUGAAAAAGAAACAAAAGACUCAUUGCUGGAGGAAUUUAGAACUGAAUUAUUAAGAAAUCCUGAAGAAAUUGAGAAGAUCAUCGGGUACAAUUUCAAUAAUCGUUGCUUAUUGCUUCAAGCCUUUACACAUGUAUCAUAUCACCAGGGUUGCAUGUCAUAUGAACGGCUUGAGUAUGUAGGUGAUUCAGUACUUAAUCUUUUAAUCACAAAAGAGCAGUUUUCCAUGUAUCCAAAUCUUCCGCCAGGGCUGUUGACACCUCUUCGUGCAGCAAAUGUUGACACAGAAAAACUUGCGCGUGCAGCUGUCCAGCAUAACUUUCAUAAAUACAUUCGUCAUGGGCAGCCUGUCCUUAGGAAACGAAUUCAGACAUUUAUAGAUGUUCUUCCUAAACAUCCAUUGCAUUCUCAUGGUUUGAUCAAUGCUCCAAAGGUGCUUGCUGAUGUUGUUGAAUCCACUUUAGGAGCUGUGUUCAUUGACAGCAAUUGCUCAAUUGAUACGACAGGGAAGGUAGCUAAUGUUCUACUGAAGCCCAUAAUCACUCCCGAUAUGCUACAAGCACAUCCUGUGAAGAAGCUGUAUGAGAUAUGUCAGAAGAACAAGCUACGUGUUCGACUAGUGGAUCUGUGGAGGCGAGAAGGAACUUACGAAGUUUUCAUCAAUAAUCAACUUAGGGGUACAGGUAAGUGCCGUGAAAAAAAGGAAAUAGCGUUAAACCGAGCAGCUAAUAAUGCUUAUAAUGAACUUGUAAGAACCAUAGGUCUAAAAGAAAUCACUGCUAGUGAAUAA
This is a messenger RNA of Fraxinus pennsylvanica, 903 nucleotides long. Lineage: Eukaryota; Viridiplantae; Streptophyta; Magnoliopsida; Lamiales; Oleaceae. The record is from the annotation of a GenBank genome assembly.